UCCAACUUAAUCAAACAAACCCAAUUCAAUUAUUUCAAAACCACCUUAUUUUGAUAUACAGCCUAGCCAUGGAUAACAACCUUGAGCAGCACCAAAAACCAAAAAAAAUGGAGGUAAUAGUGUUGCCUUAUCAUGGUCAAGGUCACGUAAACACCAUGCUUCAAUUCGCCAAACGUUUAGCUUGGAAAAGCAAUGGUUUAAUCCACAUAACUCUUUUAAUAACAUCACACAACAUGAACAAAUUAAGUAUUUCUGGUACAAAAAUGGAUGAAUUUAUAAGCACAGAGAUAAUCUAUGAUAAUACUCACGAUACCCAACUCGAUUUCAUGACCCAAAUGAAAAACUUCGAAACCCAAGCAACCCAUAACUUGACCCGUAUUUUUUCAAGUAGUGCAACCCCAAGUUUGUUGGUGUAUGAUGCUAAUCUUCCAUGGGCUUUGGAUAUUGCUAAGAAAUAUGGGAUAAUGACGGCUGCAUUUUUUACUCAAGCUGGUGCUUAUGUGGCGUCCUUUUAUCCAAUGUUUUUGGAAGAGUAUAAGGAUGAUGUUGAUCAUCCUGUCAUUGCGGCUGCUAAUCAGAAUCGUUUGGAUAAUUUGUCUGUAAAGAUGCUGACAAUGGAGGAACUUAUAAGAGGAAUAACCCCUAUUCCUGAUUCUGGUACUGGCAAUAAAUUAUUUCCUCCAUUUAUUCGGAUGCUGCUUUCUCAUAUGAAGAAUAUACAUCUUGCUGAUUGGGUUCUUUUCAAUUCUUUUGAUCAUCUUGAGGAUGAGGUUUUUAGGUGGAUGUCAAAUAUAUGGCCAGUGAAGACUAUUGGACCCACAAUACCAUCUGCAUACCUUGACAAGCGUGUUGAGUAUGAUAUUGACUAUGGGUUUAAUCAGUACAAGGUGAAUAAUGAAUCUUUUAUGAACUGGUUAAAUGCCCAACAAGUUGCCUCGGUUGUGUAUGUUUCAUUUGGUAGUGCUGCUAGGUUAAGCAUAAAGCAGAUUGUAGAAAUAGCGGAGGCCUUAAAGCAGAUCCCAAACAAGUUCUUGUGGAUAGUUAGAGAAACUGAGCAGAACAAACUCCCUAACGGUUUCAUCGGUGAAACAUCAGAUAAAGGUUUGGUGUUGUCAUGGUGCCCUCAGUUAGAUGUCUUGGCACAUGAAGCAAUUGGAUGUUUCAUCACUCAUUGUGGUUGGAAUUCGACAAUUGAGGCACUAAGCUUUGGGGUUCCAAUGUUGACAAUGUCGCAAUUCUUAGACCAAAUAGUUGAUGCUCAAUAUGUUGAUCAAGUUUGGGGUGUUGGAAUUAAACCCAAGGAAAAAGAAAACAGUUUAGUUACUCAAGAUGAAAUCAAGCAGUGCCUCGAGAAAAUCAUGAACGGACAAAGAGCAGGGAAAAUCAAAGAGAACGCGAAAAAGUGGAAAGCCUUAGCUAUAGAGGCAGUGGACGCAGGUGGCAGUUCAGAUAAGAACAUUGAUGAAAUCAUUGGUCGACUUGCAUCCUUAUAAUCCUAUAUUUAUGCAGUAUUGAGUGUUGGAGUGUCAUGUCACUGAUUGUACCGUUUUAGUGAAUUUAAUUCUCUUUUUAAAAUAUUCAGGUUAUUUUCAAAUAAUAGUAUAAAUUUCCAAGCAAUGUAAAGUUGGAAAGCUCGUCAAUGGUUGUAACUUGUCCAAGUAAACUAUUUUUUCUAUGUAAAAGUGUUUGUUUUAUUGAAAUUUAGUUUUGAAGGAGGAUGCAUCUUGGU
Molecule: messenger RNA, 1729 nt
Organism: Amaranthus tricolor (Joseph's coat)
Lineage: Eukaryota; Viridiplantae; Streptophyta; Magnoliopsida; Caryophyllales; Amaranthaceae
Product: UDP-glycosyltransferase 74E2-like
Exons: 2
Coding region: 69-1493 (474 amino acids)
Molecular function (GO): UDP-glycosyltransferase activity
Source: RefSeq, a predicted model, not a curated record